AUGCCCCGCGGCCGAUCAGAACCCACCCGCGCACAGUACUCCCACGGUCUCGAGUACGUCGCGCAGAAGCCCGCCUUCCUGCAGAACUUUGGCCGCCCUGCCCCAUCAAGUUCUGACCGCGAUGGCCGCGAGGGAAGAGGGGGACGGGAACCGCUCCCCGAGCGGCCAGACGAGGGCGAGUGGGCGAAGGGGAGCGACGACGAGGAAGAGGAGGACGAGUGGGACGUUCGCUUCGGCGGAGGCGAGGAUGGGCCGCAGGUCGUCGUGCUGAAAGAGGGCCGGCACCUGAGUGCGGCCGAGGUCGAGCGGGAGCGCAAGAUUGCAAAGGGCAUCGAUCCCGACGCCGAAGCGAAGGCGGCAGCGGCAAAGGAGCGCGUUGAGAAGGCAAAGGAGCGCGAUCGCGCCAAUGUCAAGAGCGUGCAGAAGAAGCGCAAGCUCGUUGGUGAAGCGGCUGCUGCAGAGGAGAAGGGCGACAAGCCCGGGGAAGGCGAUGAGAAGAAGAAAAAGAAGAAAAAGAAGGCUGCCAAGGGUCUGCUGUCGUUUGACGAGGCGGAGGGCGAGGACUGA
Messenger RNA from Trichosporon asahii var. asahii CBS 2479, 567 nucleotides. RefSeq lists its product as uncharacterized. The record is from RefSeq and is a predicted model, not a curated record. Bases 1 to 567 code for a protein of 188 amino acids. Lineage: Eukaryota; Fungi; Basidiomycota; Tremellomycetes; Trichosporonales; Trichosporonaceae. The transcript is spliced from 2 exons.